This is a messenger RNA of Macrobrachium nipponense, 4936 nucleotides long. RefSeq lists its product as uncharacterized. The record is from RefSeq and is a predicted model, not a curated record. The transcript has 7 exons. Bases 36 to 3473 code for a protein of 1145 amino acids. NCBI's taxonomy places the organism in Eukaryota, Metazoa, Arthropoda, Malacostraca, Decapoda, Palaemonidae.
ACAAGUCGAGUCGAGACCUCAUCGAAGUCGGCGGCAUGGGUGUGGCGGCAUUGGUGUUUGCUGGAGUAUUGAUAGGCGGUGCAUUGUCAGCUCCCACUUCAAAAGCCACUCUGCCCGAGCUCUUGCCCCAGCCAUCAACACAGAAUGUUGCUCCUGUGAACUACAUUUCCCGCCAUCAUGCCCAGGAUGAGUUAGGCCAAGUCAACUAUGGGUUUUCUCACCCUGGUCAAUCCAAGAACGAACUACGAGAUUCCGCUGGGAACGUCGCAGGUGCUUAUAGCUACAUUGAUGCUGACGAUAAGGUCAUUAUUGUCGAAUACACUGCUGGAGAUAAGGGAUUCCAAGUGACGAGUAACAACCUUCCCAUAGCAGUAUCCGAUACUCCAGAGGUUCUUGCUGCUAAGCUACAAUUUGUCGAACAAUACAAUGCUGCUGCUCUAGCCGCUGCUGCUGCUAAUGAUGCAAAUAAUGAAUUGCCUGCUAAGGAUUCCAGCACUAGUAACAUUGCAGUUCCAGUUCAAGUCAUUUCAAGUCCUGUCAGAGAUACACCAGAAGUCAUUGCUGCCAAAUUGCAGUUUGUUGAGGCUUACAAUUCUGCAGCUCUUGCUGCUGCUAAUGCUCCUGAUGACCCUACUGUACCAUCCAAGGUUACAGAAUACAGAUCAAAGGUGCCAGUAAAUUCUAUCCCCAUAAAGGACACUGCAGAAGUCAUUGCUGCUAAAUUGCAGUUUGUUGAGGCAUACAAUUCGGCUGCCCUUGCUGCUGCCAAAGCAGAAGAAAACCCUCCGACUGAUGGUUCUGCAAAGGUCACCAUUGUGUAUGGUCUACCUGUGGUACAAGACACGCCAGAGGUUUUGGCAGCUAAACUAAAGUUUGUUGACGACUACAAUGCAGCUGCCUUGUCAGCAGCAUUAGCUUUAGAUGACAAAGUUCCCAGUAUCACUGAGGAAUCCAGAGAUGAAGAAGAAGAGCCAGUGACAGAACUUGGCAUUAUUGCUGAACAGGUACCUGAAACUACUCUUUCACCAAGGAAUAUUGAUGAGCACACUGAACCUACAACUAUUGUCCCUGAUCAGCAAGGAACGGGCAAAGAAACUGUAAAAAAAAUUUAUCCUCUCAUACCAACAAAAGUCGAGGGUUCUUCAAAUGAAAAACCGAAAGAAGUAGAAGCUGAAUCUGGUGUUGCUGAGGUCACCAAACCAGCAGCUGAUUAUUCUUUAUACAAAUAUACACUCUCAAAUUCUGGAUUACAUGUUCCUCAAGUCCAUACCUACGAUGUAAGUGUGCCCAUAAAACCUGAGGCUCCUGAGACUCCAGCUGCUAAAACAUCCGUGCUUCCUAAACCAGCCUAUCAUGCAAAUACUGAGGAUCAACCCAUAGGAGUUCCUGUGACACACAUAAAUCGGCAUCAUGCACAAGAUGAAGUGGGCCAGGUCAAUUAUGGUUACUCAUACCCUGGUCAAGCUCAACAUGAAUUGCGUGAUGCCAGUGGAAAUGUUGCUGGUGCUUACUCAUAUGUGGAUGAGGAAAAUAAAGUUAUUAGAGUUGAAUAUACAGCAGGGAAAGAUGGAUUUCAGGUAAAAAGCAAUAAUUUGCCAAUAGCUGCUCAGGACACUCCAGAAGUUUUAGCUGCAAAACUGCAGUUUGUAGAGGCCUAUAAUGCUGCAGCCAUUGCUGCAGCAAAUGCUCCUGAUGAUCCACCUGAAUAUGCCUUACUGGAUGAAGAUAGCACUUCUGUACCAUUCAUUAGCCCAAAUCCAGUGCAAGACACUCCAGAAGUUCUUGCUGCAAAACUGAAGUUUGUAGAAGCUUAUAAUGCUGCUGCCCUUGCUGCUGCAAAUGCUCCUGAUGAUCCAGAAGAAUCUGUCUCACCUGAAGAAGAUUUUACAUCAGUGCCAUUUGUUAAUCCUAAUCCCAUAAAAGACACUCCAGAAGUUCUUACUGCAAAACUGCAAUUUGUGGAAGCUUACAAUAUCGCUGCCCUAGCUGCUGCAGGAGUGAAAAAUGACCCAGGGCAGGAAGAUAUUCCAAAAACUACUACACUUAAUUAUGCUUUACAUCCAGUUAAAGAUACACCGGAAGUCAUAGCAGCUAAAAUACAGUUUGUUGAAGCAUACAAUGCAGCUGCAUUAGCAGCUGCCAUGGCUCCUGAUGAUGAAAUACCACACAAUGAGGAGGAAACUGGAGAAGUUCAAAAAUACGCUGCAGCAAACCCAGUUUCUGUGACAGACUCUUCUGUUGACAUUCCAGUAGCCAUACCAACUUCUCUCCAAGUUCCAUCAGUUGCUGUCCCUGUCACCUACAUUUCCCGGCAUCAUGCCCAAGAUGAGCUGGGUCAGUUUAACUAUGGCUUUCAUCAUCCAGGCCAAGUAAAGAAUGAAGUGCGAGAUGCCGAUGGAAAUGUUGCUGGUGCCUACAGUUAUGUGGACUCUGAUGACAAAGUUAUCCACGUCAAGUACACAGCUGGAGAGGAUGGUUUUCAGGUAGUUAGCAAUAACCUUCCAAUAGCACCUCUUGACACCCCGGAGGUACUAGCUGCAAAGCUACAGUUUGUUGAGGCUUACAAUGCAGCUGCUCUUGCUGCUGCCGCAUCUCCAGAUGAUGUUGAACCAGAAAGUUCUUCCAGUGAUGUUAAUUUUUCUGUGCCUUCUGCAGUCAAGGACACACCAGAAGUUCUUGCUGCUAAACUGCAGUUUGUUGAAGCUUAUAAUGCAGCUGCUCUUGCUGCUGCCAAUGCUCCAGAUGACCCAAAUGUGGACACCAUAGAUGGAAAAUCAGGUGAUCAAAACCUAGUUAGACACACCCCUGAGGUUACUGAGGCCAAAUUGAAUUUUGUUGAAGCCUACAACAAAGCUGCCAUUGCUGCUGCCUCAGCGGAGGCUCCUGACGUAGCUGCAAAGAUUGCAUAUGCCCCUUAUCCUGUGAAAGACACACCUGAGGUUAUUGCUGCUAAAAUAGCAUUUGUAGAAGCAUACAAUGCAGCUGCACUUGCAGCUGCAGAAGCCCCAGAUGAUGAUGUCAUAUAUGAUACAACAGAGGAACCUAGAGAAGAUGAAGCUAUCACUGUUCUUGGGGAAAAGAGUACAGAGGACCCUUUAACAGAUGCAGUUCUAGAAAGCAAGACCUCACAGAACUUGGCAGUAAGUUAUCUCUCCGAGGUGCCUCAGCCCUUAGAUGAUUUGGAAAAGAAUUCAGAGAUUACAGAAACUGUUAUUCCCAGAACAUCUUCACAGCUCCAGACAUUCAACUUUCCUUUCUCAAGAUAUGCAGGCUACUUCCCAGUAUCAGAUGGCACUGCCCCUACAAUGUAUACAUAUUCUGUUCCUUAUGGGUUGUAUGGACUUCACCCAUCAACAGCAUCCGUAAAGGGUUACCCAUUCUCUAUUCACUUUGUACCUGCACAGUUGGUUAAGCAAGAUCAGGGUCAGGUUAACAACCAUGUUAUAAUGUAUGCACCAUCUCACACUUAUUAGAUCUGGUAGCUUUAGUGCGUAUUGCAAUAUUUCAUGAUAAUGUACAUACUGUACUAUUGCAGUAUUGAUGUAAUAGUUAAGUGCUAUUUGCCAAAUAGAUGAUAAGUUUCAGCUAAUCACAAUGGAGUCAAAAGCUAGAGUAAAGGAUGAAAUAGAAAGCAUGGUCAUUCUUGAGAAAGGAGAAAUUACAGUCCCCCAUUUUUUCAUAUCUGCUUUGACAAAGGAAAAAAUUAGUCCCCUAUUUUUCCAUAUCUGCUGAAUACUUCUGGUAGGUUCAUCAAUAUGUAGAAGAUUUUAAAAUUCAGCCCUUUUACAGUACAUACUAUAUUUAAUACUACUGUAUAGUUGAAAUGUCAUACCACAUGUGCAGAUAAUUGUUCUAUGGAAUUGAAUGGCACUGAGAUAUUGACAUUUUUCAUUACCUGUUAAGGUUCUUUAAAUUUUUAUUGCCAAAUAACAGUCAGGGGCAUUCUUUCCAACUUAAAAAAAAUAUUUCUUAGUAAUAGCUUUGAUUCACUUUGUAUUUUCCUCCAACCCAAAAAAAAAUAUUUCUUAUUAGCAGCUUUGAUUCACUUUGUCUUUUCCUUCAACCCUUAUUCUUUUGAAUACUUCUCUCACAAGGUGACGAAGUGUUUACCACAGCUUCCUUACCUUAAGCUUGCUAAUUCCUACAUCAAAGGAGAAUUUGCAUGUGUAGACUAAAGCUUAAGGCAGUUUACUUGGCUGGUGUAUCUUUGUCAAUUAAACCUCUAAAGAAUUCAGCUUAGCCUAAGAGUAGAACAGAAAAAAUGUUUGAGAUAGAUUUGUGGUAUUUUGCAAAUUUUUCUCUUGUGAACUAUUACUGAAAAAAGUGCCUUCUGAAUACUGAAGCAUGUGUAUUAAAAAGAGCCGUUUCUGUUUCACAGAAUCAACAUACCUAUUAGUAUACUGUAUUCUUUUCUUGAAUUUCCAUAGACCAUAUAAUGGGAAAAAAAGAAAACCAUACUUGAUGAACAUAAAUUCUUAUGUAAAUUUUUUGCAACUAAAUAUUCAGACACCAAAGAUAAUGUUAUGUACAGUGCUUAAUCACCUAGGUGUUUUCACCUUGAAAAAAAAAUAUAUAUCAAAACAACAAAAUAAACCUUUAACAACAUUAUCAUUUAAUAUACAUUCCUGACAUAAGCCAUAUGAAAAUAGUUCAAAAUUUCUUUUAACAUUAUAAUACAUUUGCAUAAAAAACUCUACCUACACUUAUGUGCAGUGUUCUGUUAUAAUACCCACAUCAAACAUUUUACAGACUAUCCUGUUUUUUCCAAAGAAUUAUAAUAUUAACAUUAGAGAUUUGGCCUCAAAUGGAUGACUAACUUUUGCCCCAUAAAGAGAAACAUGUUACAGAAUCUAUGAUUGUAUCUCACUGUUCAGGACUUAGUACAAAUAAUCUUAUUUGUCAAUGACCAUUAAAGAGUAUCAUGCACCUUGUGAAA